Solanum lycopersicum (tomato) is the source of this 715-nucleotide messenger RNA. RefSeq names its product ethylene response factor C.8 (gene ERF-C8). NCBI's taxonomy places the organism in Eukaryota, Viridiplantae, Streptophyta, Magnoliopsida, Solanales, Solanaceae. The record is from RefSeq and is a predicted model, not a curated record. Gene Ontology annotation, biological process: ethylene-activated signaling pathway; regulation of DNA-templated transcription. Gene Ontology annotation, molecular function: DNA binding; DNA-binding transcription factor activity.
UAUAAAUUAUAUAUUAUACAUAUUAUAUCAAAAGAUAACAGCACAUAAAGUAACUCCAUUUAUAGAUGGAUUUGAAGAUUGAAGAUCAUGAUGAAAAACUAAUUUCAAACAUUAAAGUCGAAGUUGAAGUUGAAGUUGAAGAUAAGAAAAAACAUUAUAUAGGUGUUCGAAAAAGGCCAUGGGGAAAGUAUGCAGCUGAAAUUAGGGAUUCAACAAGGAAUGGAAUUAGGGUUUGGCUUGGAACGUUUGAUACUGCUGAAGAAGCUGCAUUGACUUAUGACCAAGCUGCGUUUUGCAUGAGAGGUCCUUUAACUUGUUUGAAUUUUUCAGUAGAUAAAGUGCGCGAAUCGCUAACAAAAAUGGAAUUUAUCAAUAGCAAAGAUGGAUUGUUUAUGUCAAGUCCAGCUGCAGCCCUAAAAGAGAAACACAAGAAGAGAAAUGGUACUACUUCAUCAAGAAAAAAGAAGAAUAGUAUUAAAGAAGAAAAUGUGUUGAUAUUUGAAGAUUUAGGUCCUGAUCUAUUAGAUGAACUCUUAUCAUCUGAGUACUCAUCUUGUUCAAAUUAAUCUACAAAAAUUUUCACAUUUGUAAGUAAAUCUUGUACCUUUUUUUUUCUUUUCGUGGUUUUAAUUCUAUGUUGCUAGGACACUUCAAAUUAAUAUUGUUGUAUUCGUGUCAGAUUUUUUUAAAAAUACACUAUUUUUAGAGGAUUCAA